Molecule: messenger RNA, 1110 nt
Organism: Brenthis ino (lesser marbled fritillary)
Lineage: Eukaryota; Metazoa; Arthropoda; Insecta; Lepidoptera; Nymphalidae
Source: the annotation of a GenBank genome assembly
AUGAGUGCACGGCCAGCUACAGCCGGCACUCGCACGAAGAAGCAAAAUCACGCAAACAUACCAUGCCCCAUUGAAGACUGCGCUCGCUUUACAUAUGGGAAACUUCCAGAUCAUUUGACCAAGAUUCAUGGCUUAACUGGGGCAGAAAGAGAUGCUCUAAAUGAACAGCAAAGAAAGAGAUUUUUCAAUGGCGAAUUAUGCCAAGUCCGAUUUUUGAAGGAGUCAGCUAUUCGAGAUCUUUGGGGUGCAGAUUACGAUGAUCCACGUAUUCGGGCGAAAAUUCAUCAAAGUUAUGCUCUUGUGAAAAUAAGGAUUAUACCACUGGCAGCCACACAACGUGCUCGGCCUCUGACAGAGCAAGACGCAAAUGUGCUUACAGCGUACAACGCAAGAACUGCCCCGCGUCCCACUCGAGUGCAAAGAUCUCGGGCUCGACCACGUCCAUAUUCAGUACCAGAAGCAAGUCCUGUCGAAAGCCGAGUUUCAAGUGAGUCAAGUGAAGAAGAAAACCCCCGUAACUCCUUGCCACCAUCACCUCCGCCUUCAUCCCCAUCAUUACCACCAUCUCCUGCACCUUACGAAUUACAGCCUGUAGAAACACGCUUACGAGAUAUAUUUGACUCUAAAAUCGACGCUGGUUACAAAGCUGUGAUUGAUGACAUGAAGAAGUCAAUGGCAAUGGGAAGAACACUCGGAACGCGUAAGAGGAAAGCGUAUCGCACAUAUCGGCGGUACGCUAAGCGUUUGAUCGCUUAUCUCCAUCGUCAACAUUCACCUCUCGCUUACGAUGUAGAUGUGUUGCUAUGUGGAGAAAGACAAGUGUGCGCUUUCUUAGAAAGAAUAAGCAAUGAACACAAAACAAAAACACUGCGAAAUUAUAUUGUGGCCGCGAUAAAAUUACUUGACUCACGGCUGUUUGCUAUAGAAACCGAUCCGUCGAGUAAAGAAAAAGUAGCGUCUAUGACUCGCGUGUAUGAGGUUUUGCACGGACGGCUUAACGCUUGCGAUCGAUUACUAUCACAAAAGGAGUCCACGUGCCAGAAGGAAACAACUCCAUUCGAUAGUGACCCUAUGGAUCAAACCUUCAACGAAAAUUACGACGAUUUGGUG